AUGAGUAAAAGACAUACUCAAAGGAUCGAAAUUGUUGCAAGUUUAGACAAAAACACAAAAAAUGUUGAAUUGAGUGGUAAUUUAUCAGCAAGGAGGCAGACAAAUGGUAAUAGUGCUUCAAGAAGGAUUGCAGGAAGUGCAAAGAGGAGUUCAGUUUCAAGAUUAAAUAAUUUAUCUCUACAAGAAUUUGAUUUAGAAGACGAAGAAUUUGAUUGUUGGGAGUAUUAUUCAAAAAUAGAGAAAGGGAUAAUUGAUGUUAAUAAUGAAAUUGACGAUAUAAUUGUUGAUCAUUCAGAACUUGAAAGCUAUGUGAAGUUAUUUAAUGUAUUUUACUCAAGUUUAAUUUCAGGAAAUAGCAAUUACUUGAAUGAAAUGUCAAAUUAUUGGGAUAAUUUAUUAAAGAAUCUGGAGGAAAUUUUAGAAAUGAAUAAAUCACUUCUGGAAAAGCUAGUAAAGUCAUUUAUUGGGAGAAUUUUUAUUAAUAUUAGUUCUUUUCAAGAUGCUAAAUGUUAUUAUUCAGCUAUGAUUUAUUUGAUGAUUUCAAUUUUACCAAAUAGACCUCAAGUUAUAACUACAAUUAGACCAUUUAUUAUUAGAAAAAUCAUUGGAAUGAUAAAUGAAAGCCAAAUAAAAAAGCAAUUUAAUCAAAAAAAAGAUAAAAAGAAAACUAGACAAAUUUCUAGCAAAAAGAAAAGAACAAACAAUAGUGAUACGUCUGAUUCUGAAUCCGAAGAAGAGAAAGAAAAUAACUUUUCUGGAAUAGAAAAAAUACGAGUGAACUCUAAAGGUGUUAAUAGUUGUAUUAAAAACAAUGAUUUGGAUAAAAUUUAUAUUGAUAAUGAAAACAGGUAUUUUGAACAAGAAGAAAAUUGUGGAACUGAUGGUAAUUUAAUUCUUCAGCUCAAGUUAUUAAAUUGUCUUAUAGCAUUUUGCAAAAAUUUAGAUAUUUCUAAUAACUUGGCUCAAACGGGUCUUGAAGGUCUGAAUGAAUUAAUAGAAGGUAUGUCAGAUCUUUUAAUAUUUCAUGAUUACUUUCCCAAAAAUAGCCACUGUAUUAAUGAGUUAUCAAAUUUGGCUAUAAUAAUUUCAAGAAUGAAUGAUUACUUAAUCAAUAAUUCACCAGAAAUUACCUCAUUCUUACAAAAGAAAGGGGAUUACAGUAUUUCAAGAAUAAUUACUAUUGCAGUUAUAUUAUUAUUUAUUAAUAUUGGUGAUAAUAGAUAUAUUAAAUUGCAUACAAUUAAUGGUGAUGUUAUUAGAAGAUUUAGAACAGUAAGGAUAGAGAAUAGACACUUUGAGGUUGUUUUAUAUUCAUCAAUUAUUCUUUUAAGGAGAAUGAUACCAUUAACUUUGAUAGGAAGCGAGAAUUCUUUUGUAAAUAAUCUUGGCCCUUCUUCUAAUAUUGGAUCCAAAAAUCAAACUCAAACACAAAAUCUAUUAAUUCAAAAAAUAUUUAACUUAAUUAAGGAGCUUACAAUCCUUUUCCCAGAGCUUUCUCACCCAAACAUUUUAUUUAUCAUUAAUAAAAUUGUUGAAGUUCAAUAUGGAGUCUCUUCCAAUACCAAGAAAAGUGUUCAAGCAAAAUCUGCCCAUAAAAGAAAAUCCAAAAAAAAAAAUAAACAUUUAGAAGAAGACAAUGAUGAAGAUGAAGAAAAUGAUGAUGAAAGGGAAGAAGUAUUAAUGGAAAUAGGAGAGGAAGAUGAAAAAACAGACGAGUUUAAGAGUGAUCAAGAAAUUGAACAUUUUGGAGGUGUUUUAGUUUUGGAAAGACUCAAGAAAAGAAUUUCGGAAUUAAAAAACGAGGAGUUUUAUUACAUUGACAAUUUAAUUAUUAAGAGUUUCUUUGAUGAUGGAUGUUCUGAAAAUGAAAUUUUUUUCAAUGAUCCAAUUUUAGGAUACAUUUUUUCAAUCUAUUUAUUAUUAAGUGAAAAAUCAGAAGCAAGACAAAAUAUCUUGGAUCAGCUACAUAAUGGGUUAAUUCCAGCUUUAGUUGAGGUAACUGAGACAAAAAAUUCAACAAAGAUGUUGUUAUUUGAUAUUUUAAAACAGACUCUAUUCAACUCUGACGAAAAUCCUAUUGGAGGUAUUAAAGAGGUAAAUUCUUUUAUUUCAUUUUUGUCCAAUCACAGAAUCGAAUAUAAUAUAAAUACAAUAAAAGAAGUUAAUCACGAGAUUACCCAGAAAAUCAGUGCAUUUCCAUUCAAGUUUCCUCAAUUAUUAUACAGAAGAAUUAUUUCAAUUCUCCCAAUUAUGUUCCAUUCUUCAAAACCAAAUUAUAGAAUUAUUGCUAUUGACAUAACUGGAUAUAUAUUACAGCUUCGUUCUUCCAUUGAAUUAUUAUCUGUUUUCAUUCAAAAUAUUUCAUCUAAAUUGAAUUUAAGUGAAUUAAACUCUGGAAAAUUUAAACUUAACAUGAUUGAAAAACAAAUGAACAUAUUUGGUAAAAUGCUUUCAGUUGUUUUUGAAAUUUUCCAAGAUAACAGUAAUUUAGUUGCUGGAGAUCAAUUACAAUCUCCAAAUAAUACUCGAAAUCAUGGUGAUUUAGAUUUGAGAGCUGAAUUAGCAAUCACUAAUUCUUCAAGGCGCAAUAGCAGUGCUAGACAAAGUAUUGAGUGGUCUGGAAUAACCAUGUAUAACCAACAAACAAACUUCACAACAAUUCUCAACUUUGCUCAAGGAGAAAUGGCUAUUCAACUUUAUAAUUUAAUCAUUUUCCUAUUAGAAAGAAAUAGGGAUAUUUCCCCAAAUAUUAGAAUAAAAUCAGUAACAAUGCUUUCAGUAAUCAUUUCUUCAGCUUGUGAAAUUUAUCAAAAACUAAGUGAAGAAAACGCUAAGGUUUCUACUGAAGGACUUUCCAUUUUAUUUGGAGAUUUUACAAGUAAAAAUACUUUUAAUGAAAAUAUUUGUCACUAUUCAAAAUACAAUUAUGCAUUAAUUCCUUUAAUUCAGUUAAUUCUGGACUUUAUUUCAGAUGAAAAAGCAAUUUGUAGAAAAGGAUCUCUUAUAUUAUGGGAUGCCUUAUUUUUAUACUUAAAGUUAAAAGGAGCUCAAAUUCCAAUUCUCAAAAAAACACUGCUAAUUCUUUUUAAAAGCACAUUAACUGAUUCUUCUAUUCUUGUUAGAAGACAUUCAAUUCAAAGUUUACAUAAUUUAUAUAUUCAUUCUCCACAAUUAAAAUGGGUAUCUAAUAUUUGGAUCAAUUAUGGAUUACCUACUAUUAUGGAUAGUGAGAACUUUUUGGUAGACAAAACUACAGAAAUAUGCUAUAAUAUGUUAUUAGAGCAAAUGAAAAAGCUAACAGAAUUUAUUAAAGGAUAUGAUACAAUUAAGGGUAACAUUAAUGAUUAUAUUAAAGAAAUAAAACAAGAAUACCUAUUUUCUUGGGUUUCUUUAAAAAGCCAUAAGGAAAAUCAAGUACAAAUAAUUAAUUUGUACAGGAUUUGUAUUAGAAAUAUAUUAAGAAAAUAUCCUUUGGUUUUGCAACCUUUAAUCCAGUUUUUAAAUAUAUUUAUCGAAUUCUUUACCCAAGUCUUACAAUCUAUUAUUAUGGAAAAACAGAAACAUGAACAGAACAAAACUAAAAAUAUGUUUGAAUUCCCAGAUUUACCUUUUGUAAUAAUGGAAGAAUUGUACAUUUACUUGAACCAAAAUAAUAUAAACCAGACAAAUAAAGACAAUAUCUUUGCAAUGACUCAAAAGAUAUAUGAUAUUUUAACAGAGUAUAUAGUAGGGGAAGAAGAAAACAACACGAUUAUAAGUAUGAUAAUCCCAGAAAACAAUUUAUUAACAAUAUCAAACUCUUUGUUUGAUAUUUUUAAAUUUUACUUAACUACAUACUUUAAUAAUAGACAAAGUAAUAACAUACUUUUAAGUCCAGAACAAGUAAAACUGAUUUCUUUAUAUGAAAAGAUCAUAUUUAUGAAACCCGAAUUCUAUUCAAGAUUGACAAAAACCUUGGUAAUUUAUCAGUAUCCAUCUCAGUUAUCAUUAUCUAAUGAGAAGAACCAGUUAUUGAAAAAAAUCAUUUCCUCAUCAUCUCUUUCCACCAUUAUUUAUAUAUUAUAUUUAUGGGACGAAUUAAAUACUGAAAAUGAAUCAAAAAAGAAAACUAAACAAACUAAUUUAACAGAUAUUGUCAAUUCUAUAUUUAAGUUAACAGGUAUUUCUCAAAAUGAAAUUAAAUCACAGUACAAGAAUUGUUUUGUUCCUAAUAUUAAAGGUGAGAUGAAAUGUAUUGAAGUUAUUUAUUUAAGUUCAAUCAUUUUACUUUCAAGCCAAAUUAAAGGUUUAAACCAGGAAAUGCUUAAUAUAAGAAUUUUAGGAGAAUUAUUUCUUCUUAAUUAUUCAAUUACAAAUAUAAAUAUGAAUAAUUCAAAGAAAUCAAGUAUAAUUUCAAUUCCAAAUUCAAUUGAUUCAAACAAUAUUGAAAGUUUGGUACCUUAUUUGGAGGAAUUAUAUAAAAGAUAUAAAGUAAUGUUACAUGAAAAAGGGAAUAGACAAAUAUCAAUUAACUUGGAAUCAUCUUUGUGUAUUUUAAUUUUAGCUCUUGGACAAGCAAGCUAUUCUACUAGUAGCAUAGCAAAAAGAAUAAUUAUACAGUACAUGAUUCCAGAACUACAAGACCCAAAUAUUCAUCUUUCUAUAAGAAAUAAUAUCUUAAUAAUACUUCAUGAUCUAUAUAUUCUACAUACAGCCUUAGUUGAUCCUCAUUUAAUAAGUAUGUUUAAUAUAAUAGUUAAAGAAAGAAAGAAGGGAAAUGAAGAAUCUAAAGAUAAAAACUUAAUACUUAGGAAACAGUCACUUUUAUUACUCUCUGAUUUAAUUGGACAAGGUUAUAUUAAGUUAAGAGGAUCAUAUUUACUUAGACUACUUCAUUCUUUAGUAGAUAGAGAUAAUAAUAUCAGAAACAUUGCACAUGGUAUAUUUGAAAGAAUUCUAUUAAAGACCAAUGUAUCCAUUUUGGUACAAAAUUUUGUGGAGAUUUUAUGCUAUUUAAACAAUUGGUUAGAUCACCCAAGCAUUAAAUCUUGGAAUUUAAGAGAAAAAACAAUUCCCACAAAACAAUACUCUGCCUCAACAGAAGACUUUGACCAAAACGAAAAACAAUAUAUAUUAAAAUUUGUAUUUGAUCAUUUAAGUGAUAAACAAAAACAUGAAACUAUUACAAGGAUUGUAAAUGAUUUUCUUGCUUUAUUUAUUGAUCAAAGUAGUGUAGUAACUUUACCAGAAUCUUAUGAGCAUAAUAAUGGAAAAACUUUGAAAGAUGCUCUAAGUUUACUAUAUUCACCAGAUUUAUGUAUAUAUCACAAAUAUUCAAAAAGGUCUUAUACUGGAACUGGUGGUAAUCAUCUUACAGGAAAGUCUUCAUCCAAAUUAGAAAUUGAAAGUUAUUCUAUUGAAAAUAAUCACUUAAAUAUCACAAAUACUUCAGAAUCAGGAUUUGGAAAAGAGACCGAUACUUGUGAUGGAAAUAAAACAACAACAACAAAUGUAUUAAAAGAGUUAAUUCAAGCCAGUUUGGCUAUUGAAAUUAUUCCUACUUUAUUAUCUCUCAAACAUUUGAUGAAACAAUCAUGUUCUCCAUUUAUUAAAGAUAUUCACAAAUGUAUUGGAGAACUUUUGAAAGAUUAUAGAAAUAACCUUUCUAGUAUCAUCCAAGAUACAACUUUAAUUAAAGAAUUGGAAUAUGAUUUUAAGAUGGGAUAUAUAUAA
Messenger RNA from Cryptosporidium ubiquitum, 5712 nucleotides. RefSeq lists its product as uncharacterized. Gene Ontology annotation, molecular function: histone binding. Bases 1 to 5712 code for a protein of 1903 amino acids. The transcript has a single exon. The record is from RefSeq and is a predicted model, not a curated record. Gene Ontology annotation, biological process: meiotic chromosome condensation; mitotic chromosome condensation. Gene Ontology annotation, cellular component: condensed chromosome, centromeric region. Lineage: Eukaryota; Apicomplexa; Conoidasida; Eucoccidiorida; Cryptosporidiidae.